Messenger RNA from Xyrichtys novacula (pearly razorfish), 6576 nucleotides. Lineage: Eukaryota; Metazoa; Chordata; Actinopteri; Labriformes; Labridae. The record is from the annotation of a GenBank genome assembly.
AUGGCCAGCAGCUCUGAGGUGGUGAAGAAAGUUAUGCGGUUUAAACAUCAACUCACAGAGCCAGCAGAGUCCGCCACGGUAGAUAUAUCAAGUUUACUUCGGUGUAAGUGGGCACAACAAACAGACAAGAACUUAAGGCAGGCUCCCAAUGCUCCAUAAACCAUCUUUAUUUCACUGUUUUUAGCUGUUUCUCGAGAAACUUCCGCGUUACUUCCGGACCUCCGCUGUUUUAAAUGGCCUUGCACAUUCACUCAAUCGUCUAAUAUCUCUUUAUACUUUUUUGGUUUCCCCCUCCACGCACCACAGGGUGAUAGUAACCAUUAACUGAAUUAAGAUAAACCCAAAUCCUCUGUUUUAACUGUGUCUCUUGAACUGUUUGUGCUCCUUUGAUGUGAGCUCAGAGGAGGAUUCAGAGCUGUCUCACUCAGACAUGUGCUCUGCUGCACUCACACAUUUACAACACUUAACUGCAGGGGGUCAAAGCUGUUUUAAAGGGAGGUGCUUUGCUGCUAAAUUUGGCAACUCCUCCAGUUGUUCAACUUAUGGCUGCUGUCCAUCAACACCGGAGGUUGGGGGGCUCUGCAAGCUGGCUUCAGUCAAAUUUACAUGUAGAUUGACUUGUGAAUUUGCAAGUGCUUAGCUCCAUAUUACCAUGAGGUGUGUUAAAGUUGAGUCCCGGUUGAAUGCACUUUAAAAACAGCCUGUACAGUGAUAUAGUGUGGUUGUAGCAGACAGAAGCACCAUUAUCCAUUUAUAGUGCGCAGUAAAAUGAGCAGCCUUGGUGGGUGUGUGUUGUUCCCAUACAUAGCUUCUGCUCUGAACGCACAAUCAGCAACUGUUGGAUCCAAAACCAACACUACCAUACAUGGCAUGUCGAGUUUUCUUCAGUUCGUAUUGAAUAAUUUUGCUCCUUUUUGUCCUACAAACGGUUAAAACACCAUAAAGACGCUCGAACUGUGAUUUGUUGUAUCUCUUUUUUGCAGGUUGUAAAAAUCCUGCGUAAACUACAAGAUCUGGACAUCACAUUAGACAUUCUUGCUGUGAGUCCUUUUGACUAAAAAUUACUGUAUUUUUUGUUGUAUGUGUUCGUACUGGGAUGCACUUAUUUUAUGUCUGUGAAUAAAUCAGGAAACUGGAAUUGGCAAAACGGUGAAUUCAUUACGCCGACAUGAACAGGCCGGAGAAUUUGCAAAGUCGCUUGUCAAGGGUUGGAAAAGACUGAUUCCUAAGGAGUCCACAAGGUGAACUGUAUUUAAUUUUAGUGUUGUUUUUUACUUUAUUCUUAAUUGUGCAUUUGAUUGUGAUAAAUGUUUGUGUUUUGUUUGAACGCAGCCACACAGAAGAUGUUCGAACUUCAGAGAGUUUGACUGCCGGACUGCAGCUGGGCCAACACUGCCCUGAUAAUGGAUGUUUGAUAUCAGAGGAUUUAAACAAUAAUUGUCUGAUAUACAAUAAGAAUCAUGAGUCAUCGGAUGAGGCUGUCUGCAAAAGAAAGAGUCCUAACAACGCAGAUUCAGAAAAACAAUGUGAGAGUGAGAAAAAACAGCAGGACGUGGAGGAAAAAGGUCAGAAAGAAAAUGAGAGUUUUCCUCAGAGUGAAUUCUCAGAAAAAGAAAUUGAAUUCAAAGAUGACAAAAAAGACGAUUCAGUGGUUUCCAAGAAGAAGAAAAUUAGUCUGAGUGAUAGAAAAUUGUCUGAAAACAAGAGCUCGGAGGAGACUCAUCAGAAAUCCAGGUCUGGUUCUAAGAACAAAAUCAAAAGCAGGUCUGAAAAAGAGUCGACUAAGAAAUCAAAGCUGUCAGAUGAAACAUCAAACAAAGGCGAGGAGUCUUUAUCAUCUACCUCUAAUGACAAAAACUCUGAAACAUCACAACAAGCUCCUCUAAGAGAUUACAAAUACUCAGAAAUGUACAGGGACUCAGAGGACCGGAAGAAAAAGAGGAAAAGAAAAGAAAAAGAAAAACAUGCUGGUCCAAAGAAUGAGCCAGAGUCUAAACAUACAGAGCACAAAAACAAAAAAAUGAAGCGCAAAAACAAAGACAGUGAAGAGCCCUCCAUGUCUUUUGAAUCCUACCUGAACUAUGACGUGAAUGUUUGCAAGACAAAAGAAAAAUCUGCAGGAAAGAAACGGCAGAAAAAAAUCAAGAUGGCAGUGAAAGAGGAGGAAACAGAAGAUCUUGACACGAGGGCGGAUGAAAUGGGUGCAAAUGUUACUUCUCCAAAGCAGGUAGACUCUUGAAAAAUCAUCAAAACAAACUUUAGAUGACAUGUUUGAAUUAUUAAUCCUGAUUUAUCUCACGUUUUAGAAGUUUAAGAUGUCUGUCAUGGACCUUCUAAACAUACCUUUACCUGCUGAGCUACCUGAGUGUGAUAAACCUUACUGUGUGGAGUAUUUUGAGAAAAAAGGUACUUCCCAUGUUUGAAAAAAUGCCUCUUUAUUUUUAUUUUUAAUGUUUCAUUCUUGACGCUCUCUUUUUGGUCUUAAAGUUGAGAAGGAGCUGGACUUCUAUGACGAGGAAUCUGCGGUCUUCACUGGUCAGCGGUCUAACAGGAAGAUGCAAGUCUACUCCGGUAACAAGGCCGUUUGCCUCCCAACCAUGAUGAGCCUGCACCAGCAGUGUAUCCGCACGCUGCAGAACAAUAUCAACUGUGAGUGAAGCUCAAACAAUCACAUCGUGCUCUUGUAUUGAUUGAUUUAUACUCAGUCUUUUCUCAGUGCUCUAUGAAACUGGAGGAGUCCCGUUCGAUGUCCUGGAGCCGGUGCUGGAGAGGUGCACGCCUGAACAGCUGCUACGCAUAGAAGAAUGCAACCCAGUAAGGAUGCAAAUAUACUUGGAGUGCAGACACACUAGUGACCACUUUAUUAGGUCCCCUAGAUAAGAAGUAGGACCCCAGCUUAUCUGUAGAGCAGCUGAAAAUCAUUGAUUUAACAAGGGCCAGAAUAAUAGUUACACUUUACCAAGAACUUUGAAGUUAUUCCUUUAAAACGUAAACCGUUGUCAUGGUUUUAUGGUCCCGUGAGGAUUUUUUGAUUAUCAAUCAAUCAAUCAAAGUUUAUACGUAAAAUAGCACUGUUCAAAUGAAAUUGCAGUGUGUUUUAUAUCAGGACAAGUUAUUAAAAUAGACUAAAACAGACAAUAAAAUAUUAACUUGAAUUUAUUAAUAAAAUAAGGUAAAAAGUGAUACUAGAAAUAAAUAAAUUAUCAUCAGCUUUACAUUAAAGCCAGGCUAAAUAGAUGGGUUUUAAGGUUAGGUUUAAAGAUUUCUAUAUUUGCAGCUUGUCUCAGACCCUCUGGAAGUUUGUUCCACAGUUUUGGAGCGUAGCAGCUAAAAGAAGCAUCAACAAAUCUGUUUGUUCUGUUCUGUGGAACGACAAAAAGAGAAGACUGGAAGGAUCUGAGAUGCCGCCCUGGUUCAUAAAUUAAAAUCAUCUUUGAAAGGUAUUCUGGUGCCAGGCCAUGUAGAGCUUUAUAAACUAGUACAAGAAUUUCAAAAUCAGUGUGAAAACUAACAGGCAGCCAGUGCAAAGACUCUAGCAGCAGAGUUUUGGAUCAGCUGUAGUUGGUGUAUUGUGCUUUUGGGUAGACCAGAGAGGAGAUCAUUACAGUAGUCAAGCCUGCUGGUUAUAAAAGCGUGCAUUAGUCUCUAUGCCUGGCUCAGAGAUAAUACUACAUGACCUUUAGAAGCAAAAAGACGAUUAGUGUAAAGAUGUAGAGUUUUAAUAGUUAUUCCUGAUGCCUGAAAGUGCUACUAAAGGUUAUGAGUGCUGGGUGAACAGCCUAUUUUAUAUUCCUCUGGCAAAUAUCUGAUUUAUUAAAAUACAGCUAUGUAUAUCUGAAGUUGUAUCAGAUAUACAAGUCUGUAUCUGAAGUUAUAGGACUAUACUUGUUAUAAAGCCUGUUUUCAUUCCUCUCUACAGAUCUACAUAGGAGAGACAGACCACUUGUGGGGGAAACACUGUCAGAGGGACUUUAAAGACUCCAAACUUCAGGAGUAUGAAUCCUGGAAGGAGAUGUACAUGAGGCUGUCUGAGGAGAGAGAAAGGAAACUCCGAAGACUGACAAAAAGCAUCGUCUCUGCACACUCAAACAAACCCAAAGGUGAAAUCCUGAUUAAGAUAUUUUAAUCAUCAAACUGUGAACACAUGAAAAUGAAAAUCGGUUUGUUGUUUUCAUUGUUUAUUGCAGGGGGGUUAUUGUUAUGACCGUCUGAACUCUCUGUUUUCAGGCCGGCAGGUGAAGAUGGCGUUUAUUCACACUGUUGCAAAGCCGCCAAGAGAUGUGCGGAUUCAGCAGGAAAUACACGGGACUGCAGUUCAGCAGCCUCAGCAGCCCAGGUCUAGGUGAGGUUCACACAAAGAAAUACAAACACAGAUUUUUUUAAAUGCACCUUUAAUUAUUUGUAAUUUCAAUCAGUUUAUAAUUACCGUUUUGUGAAGUGCUUUAUUGAGCCCGUAGAAAAGAAAGAAUAAAUAAAAAAAGAUGAAAAGUCUGUUUUAUUUAUUGACAAAAUGGAAUCAACAACAGAUUUAGUAUUUAAACUACACUUAAGAACUCAGCCUUAGGUGAUCCACAGAUCAAGCUACAGAUGAAACAAAGUAUGGAAAAUCUAUAAGAAGGUGAAAGUGCAAUAUUCAAUUUACUAACAAAUUAAAAAAUGAAAAAGAGUAAAAGUAAACCCGAUCAGGAAUAAUAUAUUCUUUUAAAAUAUUAUUUAUUUUACUUUACUUAUUUAAUCAGCAGAAACUCAAAGCAAUUAAAAAUGUAUUUUCCAAGAGUCUCCUGGUCAAGAUCAAAGUUUACAAAGUUGUAGAUAAAGAGCAGCCCUAAAUACAAGAUCGGUGAUUGUUUAACCGAACACAAAGACCAACAAGUCAACAAGUUAACUAGUUAAACACAUAAAUGCAUCCCCAGUGGACAUGUCUGCCUCCAAGUUGUUUAAAAGGGCCUCAAGAAUCAACUGAGACCAGUUCAUUAAGCCUCAGGUGUUUUAUUUAAAUUCCUUGGAAGUGAAGGGAGCAGCAAACUUUCCCCCCCUGAGGUUAGUUCUGACCUUUGAAACGGACAGGAAGAAAAGUUCCUGAGACUUCACUCUUAUAUAGAUGUAGGUUUGAAAGUAUGAAGGAAGCAGACCUUAAAUAACCUAAAUAAGUAGAAACCUGUUUUAGUCUAGAUGUGGACAAGGACGACCAGAUUCUUAUACUUUAACAUUUACUGCAAAAGAAUUUGAUCAGCAAAAGCGAAACGAGGCAAGACAAGACACCAAACUAGUUAGAUAAAUUUAGUUUUGAGUAACAAAGACAGGGAGUAAAAUCUGACCUGUAAUCGAAGGAAAAUUGAGAUUAUUAUGACAAUUUUUACAAUAACUUUUUGUAAGGACUUAAACGGCUUAUUUGACACAAAAUAUUCCCUCCAGUCAUCAUCAGAACUCAAAUUAUUCCAAGCGCUCAUUGUGUAAUGAUUUGCCUUGUGUCCCACAAAUCUACUUUCUUACGACACACAUAGUUAAAGUCGUUUUAGGGGAGAUAACAAGUUGUUGCAGAUAACAGCAGGAAUUUAAACCUGGAGGCAGAACAUAAAAUACAUCAGGUAUUAGAGGAAUGUAACAGUGUGUAAAAGUGAAGACAUGAACCUUAUUGUUAAAAACAGACAAAGACGUGGUUCUGCAAUAUUACCUGUUUCUCAUUAAACAAUUACAGACACUUAAGUCACAUGUCCAGGCACACAAAGGUGUUGAUGUGUAUUUUACCCCUCAGAGCCGUGUGUUUUUCUGCUCCUCUUAGCUCCAAACUGAUCACUCAACAGAGACACUCGUGAUUAUUGUGGUUGACGUCCUUUUUGAAUGAGCCUAGCCAAACACAGGAAUUGGAGCAAUGUGCUGGAUAAACUGGUUUUACUCCGGGUGGUAAAGCCUAGGGGCCCUUGUUGUCAGCUGUUGCAUCAUGGGAUGUUUGUCUCACCAGCUAUAGAAUCAUGUUGACAUUCGGAGGCAGGCGGAGACUAGUUUUGUUAUUUUCUGUGCGUUUUUAUUGUCUGGUGAAUAAAGCUCCAAUGUUUUCUCUCUUUACGUGAAAGUGUGAAGGUGCAGGACAGUCGGGUGAGGAUGAGCUAUGAGGAGUCCAGCAGGUCCAGCGGCACCGGCUCAGGAGCUGGAGGUUCACAGGACUCUCGCAAAAAAUCAAGUGAGCUGACAAACUCGGCUUAUUUGUUGAGAUCUUUACAAUUCAAUGUGCUUAACUCUAAUAUCACAUUAAAGGCUCCAAACACUGAAUCUUAAGAUCUAAACAUGAAUUUCUUUUCUGUUUUUAUUUGCACAGAGGUUGCUCCAAUGAUGGCAAAGUCCUUGAAGGCUUUUAAGAAACAUCUGGGACGCAGAUAAUCACUCUUACAUGAUCGUGAUAAUCGCAGUGUGUGGAUGUGGUGAAAGUGCACUUAAUCAUUCAUUAACUUUGGAGGAGAGAAGGCCUGUUGUUGCUUGCCUUUGAUUCUGAUUUGUGUAAAUAUCUACAGGCAUUUGCUUUAUUUCUCUUUAACUGUGACUUUUCUUCACAAUUAAAUGGACGAUGAAAUGAGCAAA